UUCCGUGGCUGCAUUGAGAGGAAAAGAAUAAACAGCCUUAAGCUAAGAGAGGGGAGAUUCAGAAUAGAUAGUAGAAACAUUUUUUUUCACUGUUAUAACGGUCAGACAUUGCAACAGGCUGCCCAGGGAGAUGGUGGAGUCACCAGUUCAAGAUCUGGCACUGGGCGACGUGGAUUAGUGGUUUAAGGGUUACAGGGGCAGUGCUAGCUGGACGCUUCAACCGGAUGAUCUUAAAGGCCUCUUCCAAGCUAGGUGAUUCUGCGAAUGAAGGCGGCGAGGCUCCUGUGUCCCGUUUCGGGUGAACGGCAGCAUUCCGCGGCUCCGGCCCGGUCCGAGGGCAGAGGCCCCGCAGCGCCGCGGCCGCGUCCCGUCAGCUCCGGGGCGGCUGCGCGCGCCUCUCCCUUCCUCCUCCUCCUCCUCCUCCCUCCUCCUGCCCCCGACAGGGAUGGAGGCCAUCGAGGAGCUGGCGGUCCAGCCCUGCACCUCCUCCCUCUACCUGCGGCCUUUCCGCCUCUCUUACCGGCAGAAUGGCACUAAGAAGUUCUGGGAUUUUAUGAGGACACAUGACAGUGUGUCAAUCCUGAUCUUUAAUACUUCUCGGCAAUGCUUUGUUGUGGUGAAGCAGUUCCGCCCAGCUGUUUACAUGUGUGAAGUGGAAAGGCAUCAUCCUCAAGUCUUUCAGAAUCAGGACAAGGAGAGCCUUCCUUCCCUGGAGAACCCCUUACCUGCUGUGGUUGGAGUGACCUAUGAACUCUGUGCUGGCAUUGUGGACAAGCCAGGCCUUUCUUUAGAAGAAAUUGCUUGUGAGGAAGUCUUGGAAGAGUGUGGCUAUCGUGUGUCCAUUGCAGACCUCAGGAGGAUCACUUCCUACAGGUCUGGAGUUGGUGUGACAGGUUCUAGGCAGACACUGUUUUAUGCAGAAGUAAACGACCAGAUGAGAACCAGUGGAGGAGGUGGCCAGCCUGAAGAGGGAGAGCUGAUUGAAGUUGUGGAAAUACCUUUAGAAGAGUCCAUGAAGUUUGCUUAUGAUGAGACUUUCCCGAAGACAAUGGGUGUCAUCUUCAGCUUCAUGUGGUUCCACAGCAACAUAGCACCUAAACUACCCAAAAAGUAAAGCACCAUGAUUUUAAUCAAAGCUUUUCUGCUGGUGUUAUAUAUGCAGAAAGCUGCAAAUCUGCCUGCCUCAAUCAACUCAACUUCUCACAAGACAAAUCUUUCUUUAAAUAAAUUUGGAAGUGAAAUCAGAA
Oenanthe melanoleuca is the source of this 1247-nucleotide messenger RNA. It is a transcript of the gene NUDT14, whose product is annotated as nudix hydrolase 14. Gene Ontology annotation, molecular function: metal ion binding; UDP-sugar diphosphatase activity. The transcript has 5 exons. Lineage: Eukaryota; Metazoa; Chordata; Aves; Passeriformes; Muscicapidae. Gene Ontology annotation, biological process: ribose phosphate metabolic process; nucleoside phosphate metabolic process. The coding region runs from base 446 to 1114 and encodes 222 amino acids. The record is from RefSeq and is a predicted model, not a curated record.